UGUUAGCGUCAGUACUGGCUCUUCGCCUCGAAAUAUUCUGGGUUGAGAGUGUCAAUAGCAGGAUUAAAAAAUUUUUUGGGAUAGACUGUCACACAAGAUAUACUAUUUUUAUAGCCUACUAUGAACCUUUCGAAAUGUCCGGUUUCACUGCAAAAAUUGGAUUCAAUGACGUCGAAAGAACAUUUAGUGCCGCAUCUCUACAUCAUAUUAAACCUAAAUUUUCAUUAACCAUGAUAUCUGCUUUACUUUGGAUUCGUAAAGGUGCAACUGCUGAGAAACCUGAGAAAUAUGAGCUAGACGAUAAAGAGUAUGAACGAAUAAGCAAAUUAACUGCAGCACAACUAGAAAUCUAA
This is a messenger RNA of Dentiscutata erythropus, 353 nucleotides long. NCBI's taxonomy places the organism in Eukaryota, Fungi, Glomeromycota, Glomeromycetes, Diversisporales, Gigasporaceae. The record is from the annotation of a GenBank genome assembly.